AUUGAUUAUGUCCGAGUUAAUCAUAUACUUAAUCCAAAGAGAAUUACGUGGAAUGAAUUCUUAAAAUCCUUACAAAAAAGUGGAAUAAAUUUCAAAAUUGUUUCGAAUAAAGAAUGGUUAAAUACAUUAUUAAAAACAUCAGAAUAUCAAGAUGUGGAUAAAAAUCCAGUAGCAGCAUUAUCAGGAUUUUUUGAAAAAACUAUGAGCGAAUCCUCAAAUAGGAGUGAAGAACCAUUAUUUGAAACCCAUAAAUCAAUAAAACGUAGUUUGACACUUUCCAAUUGUCAAAAAAUUGAUGCAGAAUUAGUCAAAUUAUAUAUUAAUCAUUGGAAAAAAAUAUCAUUCUUAGAUUAG
Molecule: messenger RNA, 354 nt
Organism: Racocetra persica
Lineage: Eukaryota; Fungi; Glomeromycota; Glomeromycetes; Diversisporales; Gigasporaceae
Source: the annotation of a GenBank genome assembly